AAUAUUCGUUAACCGAAGUCUCAGACUGGAAAAAAUAAAGUUUUUUGGGUUUGACAUGGACUACACUCUCGCAAGCUAUAAGUCUCCACAGUAUGAGUCACUGGCCUUUGGUAUCCUUCGCGAUCGUCUUGUGGAGAUUGGGUACCCUCAGGAACUCAAAAAUUUUCAAUAUGAACCAUCCUUCCCAGUUCGAGGACUUUGGUUUGACACUCUGUAUGGAACAAUGCUUAAACUCGAUCAAUUCGGCAAUAUUCUCAUAUGUCUUCGGGGAUUCAACACACUUUCACCGGAAGUGACGAAGUCUCAAAAGUUUAUCCGCACAAAUUCGUAA
Dibothriocephalus latus is the source of this 331-nucleotide messenger RNA. The record is from the annotation of a GenBank genome assembly. Lineage: Eukaryota; Metazoa; Platyhelminthes; Cestoda; Diphyllobothriidea; Diphyllobothriidae.